CGGGGACGGCGAGAGGUGGCUCCCCCGGAUCGAGGAUCCCCGUGUACAGGGCCUGAACGGCGGCGGGAUGCCGGAGCUCCAGCAUCCUUGCGGCGUUCGACGACGCGAUCGGCCGACGGAGUCGACAUUCUGUCGGUCUCCCUCGGCGCCCCUUCAUCUUUGAUGCUGCCGGAUUUCAAAGACGACACGAUCUCCAUCGGAGCGUUCCACGCCGUUGAGAGCGGGAUAACGGUGGUCUGCUCUGCCGGCAACGACGGCCCUGACUCUUCCACCGUCGUGAAUGCGGCGCCCUGGAUUCUGACCGUGGCUGCGACGACUAUUGAUAGGGAUUUUCAGUCCGACGUCGUUUUAGGUGGAGGCAACGUCGUCAAGGGUGAAGCCAUAAAUUUCUCGAAACUUCGAAAAUCUCAUGUGUACUCGUUGACAUACGGUAAGACGAUUAUGAGAUUUGAUACAUCCGAAUUAUAUAUAAGAAACUGCGUUCCUGGUUCCAUAGACAAGGCUAAAGUGAAUGGAACCAUCGUUUUGUGCGAGAACAAAGAUCCAGAUUACCCAGGUUUUGGGAAGGUAUUAGAAAUACAGUAUAAUGGAGGAGUAGGUGUAAUUUUUAUUGAUGAUUUGAAAAGAAGAGUUGCUUCUACUUUAAAGGAUUUUCCAGCUGUAGUAAUCAGCUCCAAAGAUGCUGCUGAAAUCCUUUCUUACAACUCAACCAAAAACCCUGUUGCAACAAUUCUAGCUACCGUGGCAACUCCCAAGUACAAACCGGCACCUGAGAUUGCAUACUUUUCUGCCAGAGGUCCUUCCCAAAAUUCAGAAAACCUCAUCAAGACUUUACAGCCUGAUAUUGCAGCACCCGGAGUUAACAUUCUAGCCGCUUGGAUGGGCAACGAUUCAGAUAUCGCACCUCAAAGCAAGGACCCAUCGAUGUUCAAUGUAAUCUCUGGAACUUCCAUGUCUUGUCCUAACGUGUCAGGCGUUGCAGCAGUGGUUAAAUCGCACAACCCUUCGUUCGGCCCUUCUGAGAUCAAAUCCGCCAUUAUGACAACAGCAUCACAACUGAACAACGACAAGUCGCCAAUAACAACACACUUCGGGGCAACAGCCACGCCCUCGACUAUGGUGCCGCAGAGAUGA
This is a messenger RNA of Linum tenue, 1134 nucleotides long. The record is from the annotation of a GenBank genome assembly. NCBI's taxonomy places the organism in Eukaryota, Viridiplantae, Streptophyta, Magnoliopsida, Malpighiales, Linaceae.